AUGCUAUGCUACAAAUUACUGGGUAGUAGUAAUCAUUUGCGAAGUUUAAGCAGUCGAAACAUUCCAGCAAAUGUGCAUGUUAUAGGUAGACGAUGGGCUGUGAUUCCAUCAAAAAAUGGAAGCUUCACGAGAAGAAGACGAAGAAAGAUCAGAGAUGUCUCUUUUGACAACUUGAAUCUUAAAAAUAUAGACUCAAAAAGUGCCAAAUCUGUCGAAUUCAAAGUCAAACAACUGCAAGAGUUUACCAGAAAUCUAAGAGAACACAUCAAAGUAGCGGAUAGUAGUGUCGCCAAGAGUGAGGCACAGAAGGAGCUGCAUAUCUUCGAAAAAGAGGCCUCUGAAAGGGAUGCGGAUAUGGUCUACAAUGAAUUGACUUCCAGGCCCCUUGUAGACUCUCAAAGUUUGAUGACUUCGAGUAAUGAUGACGUAGAGCAUCUAUCUACGUUAAUUUUAGCCAGUGAAAAAAACGCUGCAAGUACUUUACUUCCAGAUGUUAUAAGAGGCCGAAUAAAUGAUGAUAAUUCAGUACUUAGCUUUCUGUUGGAUAAAUCGCAACAGAACUGGGAUGGCAUAGUGUCAAAACUUUAUAAGUCGGAGCUGCGACUGAAAAGUAUCUCGAGAAAUAUUUUGCAAAAAUACAUACUAUCCAGAGUAGAUAAUCUUUCCCUCGAAAGUAUUGAAAGAAUGGAUAAAAUGCUUUUGGAAAAUAUAGAUGGGGACAUAACCAAGUUUAGUACCUCAAUGUAUGAAUGUCUAUUUUUCAAUUUGGCCAAAUUGAAAACGGAAGACAUCACCGGUGAAGCAGUGAUAGGCAAGAUGAAACGACUAAUUGAAAGAUUUGAUAAUGCAAAAGAGUUGAAUAGCAACGCAAAAAUGACCCAAUUUAUACUUAACAGCUGUAUCAAAUACUCGACCAAAUUGAUCAGCUUUGAAAGUAUGAAUUUCUUUCUUUCUAAAUUCAAAGAAGAUUACGGAUUACUGCCCAACAGAGAAAAUUACACAACGAUUAUUCAAUUUUAUACCAGACUGGGUGUAUCAAAGCAAGCGUGGAAUGUUUUUGACACGAUGAAAUUUUUAUCUAAAGGUCAUUCUCCAGAUGUUAUCACGUAUAACACAGUUCUACAUCUCUGUAACAAAGAUAAAAACUAUGCUAGAGCUAUCGAUAUCUAUCAAGAAAUGAUUGAUCAAAACAUUGAGCCGUCUGUUCAAACAUUGAAUAUAAUGGCGAAAACAAUGGCUAGAGCAAGUUCUGAUCCCAUCACAAGCGAACAUAAACAAGAAUCCUUGAGAUUGUUAGGAUGGAAGUAUAUUCAUAUGGUCGAAGGUAAAUUCAAUUCCAAACAAUCAGAUAAGUAUUUAUAUCAUACUUUGAACUCAAUGAUGGCUUUAGCAGCAUAUGAUGGAGAUGUAGGAUUAGCAAGAGCUCUGUAUUUUAAGUAUUGCUCACAGAGAUACCGUGAGGUGACGAAAAAUUGGAUAAACAAGUCCCUGGAAAAGAAAUUAUGGAGCCACGUAUUAGAUCCUGAAUUGCUAAACUAUUUGCUACUUUCUUACUCGAACUAUAAUCCAAAUAAAUUACCUCUUUUGAUGGGAUAUGAAGAGGGUAUCAAAUUUAGAAGGAAUAUACUAAAUGGUGUUGAUUACACUAGCAGAAGCAAUAGUGAUGAUGAAAUCAAUUUUGGAUUGCCAUUGCUUCCGGUACGCGAGCUAUCAAAUGCAUCAGAAAUCCUCUUUGAGUCUAGAGCAAUUUGGCAAUUCAACUUAGAGUUCGGCGGGAAUUUAGAUCUGAAAAGUUCUCCCCAGUUUUUAAAUAAAGAAGAAUUGAAAAGAAUGUUAGUCAAUUCAGCUUCCUUGGAUCAAUGCAAAUUCCUGAUGUUGGAGAGGGUUGCUCAAUUGAAAAGUUCUUUGGUCAAUCACAAAGUUUUGAAUACUAUGUCACUGACCUCUUUCUUAACGAUACCUAUUAAGGUGAGAGACAAAAAGGAAUUUAUUCUGAGGUUAAAAGAGUUCACUUUUCAACAACAGGAAUUCGAUACACAUGUCAAAAGUUUUUUCACUGAAGUUUUGCAAUUAGAUAAGCCUGUGGCAAGCAAUGAAGCGGACCAGGAAAUUACUGUCACCAAUGAAAUGGAACAGAGAUUGGCAUAUUUUGCCUCUAUGAAACACAAGAUUUUAGCAAACUGCAGCAUAUACGAAUUAAUGAUGAAAGCUGCAGCAUCAUUUGGUGAUCUUGAAUUAGCAUCAAAAGCAUGGAGGGACCGAGGAGAAUUCAGAAAGACAAUGGCUUUUAAAUGUUUGGAUGCGGCCGAAAGAAGUCGAAGAGAUACGGAGUUUGCCUUUUUGAUGGUUCAAUUUUUCUCAAGUCAAAAAUUGUUUUCUGAUGCCUUAGGAAUAAUAAUGACAUCGCAAAAGUACAUUCAUUGGAAGUAUCCAAUGAUCAAAUGCUUGCACAAAGGUCUGUUAGAAAUUGAAGACAUGAAGAGUAUUAAAAUUUUACUUGAUAUUGUAAAUAGAAAAUCAGCUGUUCAAAAUAUAGAAGAGCAAAUUCAAGAACUAAAAUUUUAA
Messenger RNA from Zygotorulaspora mrakii, 2565 nucleotides. RefSeq names its product Ccm1p (gene CCM1). Gene Ontology annotation, molecular function: protein binding. Bases 1 to 2565 code for a protein of 854 amino acids. NCBI's taxonomy places the organism in Eukaryota, Fungi, Ascomycota, Saccharomycetes, Saccharomycetales, Saccharomycetaceae. The record is from RefSeq and is a predicted model, not a curated record. The transcript has a single exon.